CGCCGCCGCUGCUGCCGCCCUUGGCUGCCGAUGAGGCGGUGCGCGUGGCCGCUGCUGCGGUUCCCGGCCCGCGCGGGGCUCGUCCUCCGCCAUGGCGGGGCUGCCGCUGCCCGCCUGCGCCCCGCUGCCGCUGCUACCUCCUUCUCUUCCUCUUCUUCCUCAGUCGGCGGGGACGGCUGCCCCCGGGCCCCUGACACCUCUCUCUUCGUGCCCGUGCCGCUGAAGCCUGUCGGUGAUGCGGCCGAAGAAGACGUAGGCGCCGAGCUUACGCGGCCCCUCGACAAGGGGCUGAAGGCGUGUUGUCCCACUGCCUUCGUAUGCGGGGCUGGGGCCCUCGGGCCGCGGCAACUGGGUGCUUCUGAGGCCUGA
Messenger RNA from Dryobates pubescens (Downy woodpecker), 369 nucleotides. Its product is annotated as ATP-dependent RNA helicase SUPV3L1, mitochondrial-like. The transcript has 2 exons. Lineage: Eukaryota; Metazoa; Chordata; Aves; Piciformes; Picidae. The record is from RefSeq and is a predicted model, not a curated record. Bases 31 to 369 code for a protein of 112 amino acids.